Paramecium pentaurelia is the source of this 1352-nucleotide messenger RNA. Lineage: Eukaryota; Ciliophora; Oligohymenophorea; Peniculida; Parameciidae. The record is from the annotation of a GenBank genome assembly.
AUGAAAUUGGUAUUAGGUUUGAUCGUCUUAGUGACAUUGGGUAGUUGUGCUUCUUUCUUAGAAGAACAACAACCAAUGGAAAAUAAAAUUUAUAAGAUCAAGUUGGACAGAACAGAAUCAUAGGCUAGAAAAUCAUUAUUUGAUUUUAUCACAACAAGUCAACAAUAUAGAAACAGUCCUGAUUUGUUAGGUGAAUCAGAUUUGGAAAUGGCCUAGACUAAAUAAAAAGAAUCAAUAAAAUUGUACAACUUUAAGAAUACCUAAUAUACAGGAGAGAUUGGAUUAGGUGGUUAAGAUAAUAAAUUCAAGGUAUGAAUAUAUAAUCAUAUUUAGGUUAUCUUUGAUACAGGAUCUGCUAAUAUUUGGUUGAAUUCUGCUAGAUGCAAUGAUUAUGGAUGUAAAAAUCAUAAAUAAUAUGAUGGGUCAAAGAGUUCAACUUAUGAACACUUAGGUUAUGAUUUGGAUGUAGAAUUUGGAACAGGUGAAUUGAUGGGGGAGGUAAAUAAUAUAUUAAAUUAAAAGAUUAAUGCUGAUACUGCUUAUGUUGGAGGUGUUAAAAUUGCCAAAUAAGAAUUUGCAGAAAUUGUUAGAGAAAAUGGUGAUGUCUUUGCAUAAUCAGAUUUUGAUGGUAUUGUUGGAUUAGCAUAUCCAACAAUGGCUGCUUACAAUUUCAAUCCAUUAUUUGAUAAUAUAAUGCAAUAGAAAUUGUUAGACAGAAAUGUGUUUUCUUUCUACUUUUCAAGAUAAGAAGGCUCUAGAUCAUCAGAAUUAACACUUGGUGGUUGGGAUAAUGAUCAUUUCACUGGAGAAUUACAUUUCCAUAAUGUUGUUAACAAAUAUUAUUGGUUAUUGGAUGCUGAUAACAUUUUGGUUAAUGGAUAAGAUGUCGGACUUUGCAAACAUGGAUGCAAAGUAGUUGCAGAUACUGGUACUUCAUUAUUAACUGGUCCAUCAGAAGGCUUAUAUGAUUUAUUAGGUAUUUCUUUAUUUUUAAUUUAGAUACCUUAAAUAUUGAUGAAAAUUGCAGCAACGUUAAAGAAUUACCAAAAUUAACAUUCGUAUUAGAUGGUAUUAAUUAUGAUUUGGAUGCUAAUGAUUACGUUAUGAAAAUUGAUUCAUAAGGAAAUGAAGUAUAUUAUUAUAAUAAUUUAGGUUGCUUAUGAUACUUUUGCAAGUACUGAUAGCUUUGUAGAAAUGGGAGCAAAUUGCUAAUGUGUUGGUUCAUUCAUGCCCUUAGAUAUCCCAUCACCAUAAGGGCCAGCUUGGAUUUUGGGUGAUACUUUCCUUAGCAAAUAUUAUUCCGUUUACGAUAGAGACAAUGAUAGAGUUGGUUUUGCUAGAUCAAAAUGAUU